Molecule: messenger RNA, 2301 nt
Organism: Pelobates fuscus (common spadefoot toad)
Lineage: Eukaryota; Metazoa; Chordata; Amphibia; Anura; Pelobatidae
Gene: PRKAA1
Product: protein kinase AMP-activated catalytic subunit alpha 1
Exons: 9
Coding region: 88-1746 (552 amino acids)
Biological process (GO): protein phosphorylation; intracellular signal transduction
Cellular component (GO): cytoplasm
Molecular function (GO): AMP-activated protein kinase activity; ATP binding
Source: RefSeq, a predicted model, not a curated record
CGCGUGCCCGCUCCGAGGGGUUGGUUGGAGAGCGAGAGAUACAGAGCGCGCGCGUGGUACGGCGCAGCCUCGGAGCGUGCAGGGAAGAUGGCGGCCGAUAAACAGAAGCAUCAUGACGGGAGGGUGAAGAUCGGCCACUACAUCCUAGGGGACACGCUGGGAGUGGGCACUUUUGGCAAGGUGAAAGUUGGCAAACAUGAACUAACUGGACACAAGGUUGCCGUGAAAAUUUUGAACAGACAGAAAAUUCGUAGCCUUGAUGUGGUGGGAAAGAUUCGACGUGAGAUCCAAAACCUGAAGCUGUUUAGACAUCCUCAUAUAAUUAAACUGUACCAGGUCAUAAGUACACCUACAGAUAUCUUUAUGGUUAUGGAGUAUGUUGCUGGCGGUGAACUCUUUGAUUAUAUCUGUAAAAAUGGGAAGCUGGAUGAGAAAGAAUCACGGCGUUUGUUUCAACAAAUUCUCUCUGGUGUCGACUAUUGCCAUAGACACAUGGUAGUGCACAGAGACCUGAAACCUGAAAACGUGCUUCUUGAUGCACACAUGAAUGCAAAGAUUGCUGAUUUUGGGCUUUCAAAUAUGAUGGCUGAUGGAGAAUUUUUGAGGACCAGUUGUGGAUCGCCCAAUUAUGCAGCGCCAGAAGUAAUUUCAGGAAGACUUUAUGCUGGACCAGAAGUUGAUAUAUGGAGCAGUGGUGUAAUUCUCUAUGCGUUGCUCUGUGGGACUCUUCCAUUCGAUGAUGACCAUGUGCCAACUCUAUUUAAGAAGAUCUGUGAUGGCAUCUUCUAUACCCCUCAGUACCUGAAUCCUUCAGUAAUUGGCCUUUUAAAACACAUGCUACUGGUAGAUCCCAUGAAAAGAGCUACGAUCAAAGAUAUCCGAGAACAUGAUUGGUUUAAACUAGACCUCCCAAAAUAUCUAUUUCCUGAAGACCCAUCUUACAGUACAAACAUGAUUGAUGAUGAAGCCUUAAAAGAAGUUUGUGAAAAAUGUGAAUGUACAGAGGAAGAGGUUCUGAGCUGCCUGUACAGCCGUAACCACCAGGAUCCAUUAGCUGUUGCCUACCAUCUGAUUAUAGAUAACCGUAGAAUAAUGAAUGAGGCCAAAGAUUUCUACUUGGCUACAAGCCCUCCGGAUUCUUAUAUGGAAGAACCCAGUGUAUCCCGUCCUCAUCCGGAGAGAGUACCCUUUGUAGUAGCAGAGUCUCCUCGACAGAGGCACACUCUUGAUGAGUUGAACCCACAAAAGUCCAAACACCAGGUUGGUGUAAGAAGAGCGAAGUGGCAUCUUGGCAUUAGAAGUCAGAGUCGACCCAAUGAUAUCAUGGCUGAGGUCUGCCGAGCAAUGAAACAACUUGGCUAUGAAUGGAAGAUUGUCAAUCCUUAUUACCUGAGAGUCAGAAGACAGAAUCCAAUCACUAGCGUUUAUGCAAAGAUGAGCCUCCAGCUGUAUCAGGUGGACAGCAGAACGUAUCUCCUAGAUUUUCGCAGCAUUGAUGAUGAGGUUACCGAACCAAAAUCUGAAAGUGCCACACCUAGAUCUGGUUCCAUUGGCAACAAUUCACGGCCGUUGCAGAAGAAUGAUACUGAAGCUGAAGGCCAAGGAAAGUCCUCAGAUGGUUCAGUCCCAUCGUCCUUGACCUCCUCGGUUGACUCCACAAAUGCUGAAGUGGUCCCAAGGCCAGGAAGCCAUACAAUUGAGUUUUUUGAAAUGUGUGCAAAUUUAAUUAAAAUACUUGCACGAUAGGCCGAAGCCUUGGCCUAUUUCAUAUCCAGCAAUAAGCAUGCAGUAACUUGUAGCCAAAUGCUUCCAGUUUUAAUCCAGUCAUUAUCUAUAUAUAAAGAGCUGAAAGCAACAUCACAAAUGCAAUUUGCACAUUGAUUGGAAGACUUUUUUAUGUUUUUUUUUUGUUAGAUUUAAGACCGUGAAACUAAUGUGUGAUCAUUAUUUUUAAUAGGUAAAAUGCCAACAAGUAUAAUUUGUAUAUAUUUUUCAAGUUGGCAAACUUUAAAUUGCACAUUUUAUUGAACACUGGGCUAUAUUUCAUAAUUCCAAAAACUUUUCCUCUCUUCCCUUAUACUUUAGUUCUUUUCUUCACAUAUUUAAUCUGGUUUAAGCAUGUGGUUUGACCAUUAUUGUGCUGCUUAAACAUGCUUUGGGAUGCACCAAUCUUUGCUCAAAAUCAAAAUGGUAAAUUAAUAGGCUAGACAUUUUGUACAAAUGUAAUAAAAAUGAAGAUUUCUUUUUUUUUUUUUAUAGAUAUAUUUAUAAAUAUAUAUAUCUACACAACCUGAUAACAUG